AAUGUGUCAAGGUUUUUGUUUUACAUGGACUCAAACAAACCAUCGCUGGAUUUUGUAAAUAACUUGGAAAAAAGCAGAUCAUUUUUUACCAAGCUUGCAGACAUCGGACAGAAGAAGCAAACCAUUGCCAACUACAUGAAGAAUUUGAAGAGAUUUAUUCGCUACAACAUCACCACUACAAGCCUUAUUCAGACAGACAGAGCCGUGUUUGAGCAAUGCAAGCAUUUCCUCCUAUGCUUGAAUGAACUGCAGAAGUCCAUGAGCAAGCAGGUGACUCAGGAAACUAGUGGGAAAAGAUACAUACAGAUGGUGUCAGUUGCGAAGACACCAAAAGAAUGUUGGGAAAUUUUGAGGGUGGCGAAGAACGAAUUUCUGUGUAUCAUUGGGAAGGCCAUGAAUGAAGAAUCCUUGCUGGAAACUGAACAACUGCAUGUUCUGUACUACCUUGAGUCUCUGCUCAUGCUCAAACAUCUCCAAAGGGCUGGAGUGAUCAAACAUUUGACCCUGAGCGAAUGGCUCUCAAGGAGCGCGUGCAAGUUGCCAGAUGGUGAGAAUUGGACUGUCGUCGGUGUUAAGAUGCACGAAACAGCAACGCAGGAAGUUGCAACCAUUUUGUUAGAUGAGGAGGAACAUGCAUGGUUCGAUGUGUACUACCGACAUGUUCGACCAGCUUUUCUUAAAAACUCUGAUGACAUGCAAGAAGAUGAGAGAUUCUUCAUUUCCACAACCGGGAAACCCAUCUACAACCCAUCCAAUGACCUACAAAGGUUUCAUGCCAAAUACAACUUGCCCAACAUCACGAGCCAGGUAGCAAGAAAAGUUUUUGAGACAAAUACCAAAGCCAGCUUCACAGACCAAGAGAUGUCCCUUGUUGCUGACUACUUGGCCCAUACAACUGCUACAACUAAAAAGCAUUACUGCUUGAAGACAACAGUCAAUGCCUGCAUGGAAAUGAAGCUGAUCUCCAAAGUUGCCAUGUCCAUUGAAUCUGAUAGUGAGACUGCAGGCCCCUCCUGUGCAAGCACAAGGAGAAAAGGAGCAUUGUCCAGCAGCAAAAAGUUGGAUGAGGCACAGACCUUGAAACUCUUCUAUGAACACUUCCCUGUCACAAUUGAUGGACAAUCAAUCAAGACGAAGGACAGACGACUGAUUGCAGGAACGUAUGAGAGAUACUGCUAUGACAAGUGGAGAAGCCAGCAAGAGAAAAUGAGACGUGAUUAUGUGAUCGCGCACUUCCCCAGAAGACAGCCCACUGCAAGUCAAGUAGAGAGAUACAUUGAAAGGCAGAACUGGGAGAAGAACAAAGUGAAAGUGGAGAAUGUCCUUUGUUACUGGCAACCUUCAAUUAACACUGACACACCAAAAGACAACAAGGCAAUUAAGAAGCUGGUGAAGUCACAGAAGUGGAAAGGACUGUACAUUGCCACUGACCCUGAUAAAGGAAAAAAGGUCAUGACGACACGUCCAUUUGCUAAAGGGGAAGUUGUCUGUGACUACCACGGUCUCCCACUCUCAGGGAAGCAGGGGAAAGAAUUGUUGGAAGCAACAGAUAAUGACGAGAUGGGGUUCAUUUACUUCUACAAGGAAUCGUCAGGGAAAACGUACUGUAUAGAUGCAAAGACUGUGCCCUGCCCUUGCCACCCAGAGAUGGACACAAUUGGACGUAGGAUAAAUCAUUCCAGAAAGAGAAGCAACAUAAAGGGUCAGCUUCAGCAAUUAGAAGAGGAUGGCAACGUGUGGAACAUCAUCCUUUUCAUUGCCCUACGAGACAUUCAGGUGCAACAAGAACUGUUAUUUGACUAUGGGGUGUCAAGAAAAUCUUUUGUUGGAGAAGGAGAAGAUUUGGAAUGGCUUGACAACUAGGUCCGUCAGAUGGGUCUCAAAACAACUCCCCUUGGGUGGUGCUGUGGCGGAGAUAAGAGAGUGACCUUUGGAAGUGACCUUUGGAUCUUCCCAGCCUGUCAACAUUUUGUUUUCUUCUGUUAUACAUAUUGAAAGAGAAUGUGCAAUAUUAAAUAAUAGAUCAUCACACACACACACAAACAUGGCUUCAUCGUUGUUCAGUUUAUUCAUAGUUUCUCACCAUUUUUAAUUAUCGCAUAUGAUCAUAGUUUGAAUAUAGUUGGCCAUAGUUUCUAAUCAUAGUUUCUAAAUGUACUUUCUAAUUGUAUUUUCUAGUCUGAGAAGUUUUGGUACAAUAAUAAAGUCAAAUGCAACCGAA
This is a messenger RNA of Salvelinus fontinalis (brook trout), 2221 nucleotides long. RefSeq lists its product as uncharacterized. Gene Ontology annotation, molecular function: protein binding; DNA binding. The record is from RefSeq and is a predicted model, not a curated record. NCBI's taxonomy places the organism in Eukaryota, Metazoa, Chordata, Actinopteri, Salmoniformes, Salmonidae. The coding region runs from base 25 to 1863 and encodes 612 amino acids. The transcript has 7 exons.